This is a messenger RNA of Impatiens glandulifera, 582 nucleotides long. RefSeq names its product dehydration-responsive element-binding protein 2C-like. Gene Ontology annotation, cellular component: nucleus. The record is from RefSeq and is a predicted model, not a curated record. Gene Ontology annotation, molecular function: DNA-binding transcription factor activity; transcription cis-regulatory region binding. Lineage: Eukaryota; Viridiplantae; Streptophyta; Magnoliopsida; Ericales; Balsaminaceae. The transcript has a single exon. Gene Ontology annotation, biological process: positive regulation of DNA-templated transcription; response to stress. Bases 1 to 582 code for a protein of 193 amino acids.
AUGGCUUCAGUUGAAGGCGAAGAACAUGAAAAACAAACUUCCCCAGAGAAGAUAAAAGUUUCAUUGCCGCCGGUCUGGAAGAAGGCCUCCUGGACCAGCCGAUCAAGAAAAGGUUGUAUGAAGGGAAAAGGCGGACCGGACAACGCAAACUGCCUCUACAGAGGUGUGAGACAGAGGACAUGGGGGAAAUGGGUUGCUGAGAUUCGUGAACCAAAUCGUGGGGCUCGUCUUUGGCUAGGUACUUUCAAAACCUCUGUCGAGGCCGCCGUCGCAUACGACGGUGCUGCUUUGAAGCUUUAUGGUAUGUCAGCUAAACUUAACUUGCCUGAGAUGGAUGUCAUCUCUCAAGUUCAGCAGCCACCGGUUCCUCCGGUGGUGGUGGAGGAGGAGAAAAGGUCGGUUAAUGAUGAUGUCUGGUCAUCUUUUUCUGAGGAGUGGCCGGAGAUGAUGACAGGAGGCGGUUUGUAUUGGAAGGAAGAUGUUGGGAUGUCGGCUGUUGGAGAGAUUAAUAAGGAUGAUAAGAAUACAACAGGAAAUGAUCAGUUUGUUGAUUUGGAUUUGCAGAUUCCUUGGGAAUUCUAA